GUCGAGCCGAAAGUCAAGUAGUCGACAGACUAAUAUCUCGACCACAACUCACCCACUCGCAUCCCGCACCACCCAAAAUGUCGCUGUCAGCAAGCCUCAGGCAGCAGGCCCGCCCCCUCGCGCGUGCGCUCAGCACGUCGGCGACCGCACGUUCCGGCAACAAGCCCAAGCCGAUCGACGACAGCACGAGCGCGCUCAACUACAAGAUGCACCGCCCGUCAGCGCGCCUGCCCCACCUCGCGACCGCUGUCCCCCGUGCUCCUAGCGCCGAGGACGCCGUGACCAACAUCCUGUACAACACGCCUGCCCCCAGCACCGAGCCCUUCAAGCGCCAUCUCCUCAACUGUCUCGUCCAGAACGAGCCCGGUGUCCUGUCCCGCGUGUCGGGUAUCCUCGCCGGCCGUGGCUUCAACAUCGACUCGCUCGUUGUCUGCCAGACCGAGAUCCGCGACCUCUCGCGCAUGUCCAUCGUCCUCAAGGGCCAGGACGCCGUGAUCGAGCAGGCGCGCCGCCAGCUCGAGGACCUCGUCCCCGUGUGGGCCGUGCUCGACUACACCAACACGUCGGUGAUUGAGCGCGAGCUCCUGCUUGCCAAGAUCUCGAUCCUGGGCCCCGAGUUUGCCCAGCAGCAGCUCACCCCCGGCGCCGUGUCGUCCGACCCCAUCGACCAGCUCCAGCAGCGCGAGGAGGCCCUCGCCCGCCAGUUUGAGCACUCGGGCGAGCGCGACAGCCUCCCCGCCGGCGUGCCCCAGCCUGAGCUUUACCCCUCAAGGCCCCGCGGCGCCGCCUCGCCCUCGGAGCUUCUUAUCGCCAAGAACCUCCACCUCGCGGCCAUCAAGACGCUCGCCGACCAGUUUGGCGGCCGCGUCGUCGACGUCGCCGAGUCGAGCUGUACCGUCGAGCUGACCGCCAAGUCGUCGCGCGUCGAGGCCUUCCUCGGCCUCGUCAGCCCAUUCGGCGUCCUCGAGGCUGCCCGCUCAGGAACCAUGCUCCUCCCCCGUACCCCCGUCGCCAGAUGGACCGAGGAGGACGAGGUCACGGCUGUUGCCGAGUCGCUCGACGCGUCGCUCCUCCCCCCCGGAUAAACAAGCAGUUUAAAAACAACAUUGGGUUGUGGUUGUGUACAUAUGCAAUAGUGGAUAUCGG
This is a messenger RNA of Vanrija pseudolonga, 1146 nucleotides long. RefSeq names its product Acetolactate synthase small subunit, mitochondrial (gene ILV6). Gene Ontology annotation, molecular function: acetolactate synthase regulator activity. Bases 78 to 1085 code for a protein of 335 amino acids. The record is from RefSeq and is a predicted model, not a curated record. Gene Ontology annotation, cellular component: acetolactate synthase complex; mitochondrial nucleoid. Gene Ontology annotation, biological process: branched-chain amino acid biosynthetic process. NCBI's taxonomy places the organism in Eukaryota, Fungi, Basidiomycota, Tremellomycetes, Trichosporonales, Trichosporonaceae. The transcript is spliced from 3 exons.